Messenger RNA from Gastrolobium bilobum, 2194 nucleotides. RefSeq names its product probable myosin-binding protein 4. The transcript is spliced from 2 exons. Gene Ontology annotation, molecular function: myosin binding. NCBI's taxonomy places the organism in Eukaryota, Viridiplantae, Streptophyta, Magnoliopsida, Fabales, Fabaceae. Bases 1 to 1980 code for a protein of 659 amino acids. The record is from RefSeq and is a predicted model, not a curated record.
AUGGCAACAGGUGGAAAUUCAUAUGUCAAAACAUGGAGGUAUCAGGGUUUUAUUGUCCUUCUUACAUCUGCAGCUUGUGAGUGGUUUUUGAUAUUUCUGUUGCUUGUGGAUGCCUUGCUAUCAUAUCUGCUUACAAAGUUUGCAAGUUAUUGCCAAUUGCAAGCACCUUGUUUGUUAUGCUCUAGGCUUGAUCGUGUCUUCUUAGGUGGUGAAAAUUCAGAGUUCUAUCAUUUUCUACUUUGCAGCAGUCAUAGAUCAGAAAUUUCAUCUCUUAUAUCAUGUCAAAUUCACAAUAAGGUUGCUCAUGGUCAUGGGAUGUGUGAUGAUUGCCUCUUGUCUGUCACCACAAAGACUGAACCGAACCCAAAAACCCAGAGGUUGUUGAUGGGUAAAUUGGGUGUGGAUCUUGGUGGUUGUGGUUUCCAAAGCCCAUUGCUAAGCAAAGCGUUGUUUACUGGCUCUAAGGGCUCAAGGACAUGUACCUGUUGUGGUAUGCUUUGGAAGUUAGAACAGAAUACCCCAAAAUCUAUCCUACUAAAAUCACCGGGGAGAGCUGUUCAUAACCAAUCCAGUUUUGAACCAUUGUCUCAUGUUGGGUACACUGAGGUGGAACUCACUUCUGAUUCUGAGUCUGACUUUCCAUUUUCUGAUGAUGAUGGUGAAGGUAGUGUGUUUCGUGAAAACAUUGAAGCCAGCAAUGAUCCUAGAGCAAAGUGUCUUCCGAGUGAUCUGAAUCCAGCAAAUCCAAACAAUGAUUCCCUCAAUCCUGUGCCUUUGCUUUUAGAUCCAUGUAUGGUGCCUCACAUCAGUAAUCACCAUGGUGUGAAGUUCCUGAGCUCCGAUGCUGUUAAUGUCCAUGGUAUGGAUGAAGCUGAGGCUUCUAGCUCUGAUGGAACUCAGGUACUUCAAAAGUCAGCCUCAGUGGGAUCUGGCCUUGAAUCUAUGGAUGGAAGCAAUAUCUCUGAAAUUGAAGGGGAGUCCUUUGUUGAUAGAUUAAAGCUACAGAUUGAGUAUGACAAAAAAUGCAUGAAUGCUUUAUAUAAAGAAUUGGAGGAAGAAAGAAAUGCAGCUGCAAUUGCUGCAAAUCAAGCAAUGGCUAUGAUUACAAAGUUACAGGAGGAGAAGGCUGCAUUGCAUAUGGAUGCUUUUCAAUAUUUAAGAAUGAUGGAAGAGCAGGCAGAAUAUGAUGGAGAUGCAUUGGAGAAAGUUAACAAUCUACUGGAAGAAAAAGAAAAAGAGAUAAAAGAUUUGGAAGCAGAACUAGAAUGGUAUAAGGAAAACUUGACUGACGAACCUGUGGUCCAGAGUAUUCACAAUGAAAUUUGUGAUUUGAAAGGAGACAACAUCACUGUACAAAAUGUUAGUGUACCUGACAUCACAAGUACUGUGGAAAUUUCUUCUGAUGCAAAGAUCACCGAGGUAUCCAAAGUCAGUGAUGAAGCUGUGGUUGUUGAAACCUCAUCUAUAGAAUUUGAAGAGGAAAAGCUAGACAUUUCACAAUGUUUGAAAAGCUUGGAAAAGAAGCUUCAUCAAAUCUAUUGUACCGGGAUUUCCUCCAAUAUGCCAAAUGGUAAAUCGAAUCAACAAGGAUACUCUAUUGUGGAAAGACCUCAAUUAGAUGGUCUGAUUGAAAAGACUGAUUUCUCAAAACAGAAAAAUAUUUGUACAAAUGGAAGUGUUACUGAUCAGGAUGACUCAGUUGCUUCAGAUAGUGAUGAUUGUUCUCUUGAUAAAGAAAACAUUCUUUCCACCUCUGUUGGACCAAAAUGUUCGACGCCCAGAAGAAAAGUUGAUUUGGUUUCUUUAGAAAAUGAAAUAUCAGACCUUAAUGACAGGUUGGAAGCACUCGAAGCUGAUCAUGAUCUUCUUGAGCACAUAUUAAAUUCUCUUCGGAAUGGAAGCAGUGGACAACAAUUUAUUGAGGAUAUAGCUCAUCAAUUGCAUGAGCUACGGAAAAUUGGGAUAAGAUUAAGGUGGUAAGCAUAUAAACAGAAGUCCUUUUCCUUUCUUUUAGAUGUAUGCAAGAUCAGAAUGCAGCUUAAAGAAAAAAAUUGUAGUCUAUGCCACUAGGAAAUGUUUGGGCAAACAUGACAGAAUCAUAUUUUACUUAUUUGGUUUGCCUGCAUAUUAUAGAGAAACAGGACAGAAUCUCAGGCAUGGGUAUCUAUGUACCUGCUUGGAACAAGAUUAUAGA